This is a messenger RNA of Lodderomyces margitis, 2199 nucleotides long. RefSeq names its product Cas5p (gene CAS5). Gene Ontology annotation, molecular function: RNA polymerase II cis-regulatory region sequence-specific DNA binding; DNA-binding transcription factor activity, RNA polymerase II-specific. The record is from RefSeq and is a predicted model, not a curated record. Gene Ontology annotation, cellular component: chromatin. Lineage: Eukaryota; Fungi; Ascomycota; Pichiomycetes; Serinales; Debaryomycetaceae. Gene Ontology annotation, biological process: regulation of transcription by RNA polymerase II. The transcript has a single exon. The coding region runs from base 1 to 2199 and encodes 732 amino acids.
AUGGAAAAUUACUUGCUAAGUUCUCCUACCCAAUUGGCACAACCGUUUGAUGAUUCGACUAUUUCAUUCGACUUAUAUGAUCAAACAACGCAGCAAAUUCCUCAAAAUCACCUAGUUAGUCUAAGUCUACAACAACUGCAACUGCAAUUGCUGCAACAGCAACAGCUGCAACAGCAACAAGAGCAACAGCUGGAACUACAGCAGCCCCAUUUGAUAGCUCCACUACAACAAGAGAGUCAGCACCAAUUUCACAAGAGUCUGCAGUAUAGACCACAGCAACAGCAACAGCAACAGCAACAGCAACAGCAACAGCAACUAUCACAGGGCUUAAGUUUCCAUUCCAAGACUGAGUAUAUUGACGAUGGUUCCAUGUUUGACGACGAAGUGGUGCCAAUUUCGACCAACUUGCCAGAAAACAAGUUUUACAUUACCGACGAAUCAGGCUUGGGUAUAAAUAUCAUUGACGGCGAUAGUCUCAGCUUCAACCAUUCGAGAAAUGUGUCAUUGGAUGAAACAAUAGCUAAUAAUCGCAACCAAAAUUUUCAUCACCAUAAUAAUUCGGUUAUGUCCGUGAACCAGGACCCGCCCUGUUCAAGUCGAGAUUCAGCGAUACCUGAAUCGAUUUCAUCAAACACUAUUUAUUCAUUAGAUUCAAUACCUUCGUUUGAAUCGCCUUUGCAUCACCAAUUGCAGCAGCAAAAUGGGUACCAACAAAUUCCACCCCAGCAAGCAUUCUAUCAGCAACAGGCGUUGUAUCCGCAGCUGCAGCAACAGCAACAACAACAACAACAACAAAUACAACAGUUUCAACACCAACAGCAUUUUACUUCAACUCCUAGAAGACCCGGCAGAAACAAAUCCAUGUCAGUAUCCUCCUAUACUACUCCAUUAAGGAACUGCUCACAAACGUUUUCUCCUGUGAACUUGGCGGCUACUGCAUUCAACAAGGUAACAAAGACUCCGGCAAAUAAGGUCAAGGGCCAUUCUCGAUCGAGAUCACGUGUGUCGUUGGACGCCACAGCAGCUGUUCUUGCGUCAAAGACAAAUUCAGCAUCGUCUUAUAAUUCGGCAUUGAACCCGUUCUACACCCCAUCGCAGGGGUUGAAUUCGUUGGAUGAUGAGGAAAAUUAUGGCGGAAACAACUUGUCAGCUACUCCAUUGUUAACACCCGGCUCUCAAAAGUUAAAAUCGUCUCAAUCGACCUUUUUCAGCCCUUUUAGAAGUGAAUUUUACGAUAACCAACAUUUGGAAGAUCAAGAAAAUGACGCUUUAAAGCAAUUGAAAAAGGCUAAAUCGUACUCAAGCUUGCUAAAGAAGAAUAAAAAGGACCACGAGCUUUUGAACCAAAUGAGCAAGCGUCCACAAGUAAAGAGUAGCUCAAGCUCGACCUUGUUGUUGCCUAAUGCCAUGAUGCCACUGUCAAAUUCUAGGCUUGUGCAGUCGCAAUAUGAAAAAGAACAAGAUGAUGAUGACGAUGAGCAAGCGCCUAAAAUUGAUUUGUUACUGACUGAAUUUGACAAUAACCAUGGAUCAUACCCUCUGUUGGAUAAGAAAAUUACCCACAAUUUAAAUCAAUCGGUAUCACCCUUCAACCAACAUAAAAAGAUGCAUUCAAAUGGAGGCUAUCCAUCAGCAUCGAUUAAUUUGAAUGCAAAUUUAUCUCAACAACAGCAACCACCCCAAGAGGACCAGAACACUCUAGCUAGUGGUCAAGUGUCUUCAUCAUCCACACCUACAUUGUUACCACCCAUGGCUACUUUCCCCGUCGACGAUUCUAAAAAGAAGGCAUCUGCCGCUGCCACGUCUAAGCAGCCAACAAGGAGAUCUAGCCGAACAAAAGCCAAAACUGAAGCUGCUCAGGAAGAUGCAUCAAAAGAUUCCAACAACAGUUCUUUUGAAAGUAUCGUCGAGGAAGAUGGCACUGUAACCAUUGCCAUCCCCGAAGACCUCAAUAUUACUCGACCAAAAGUUCGUAAUAACCGGUCAGAGAAGAAUGAUAAAGUUGACCCGAGGAAAAAACACAAAUGUCCCAUUUGUAACCUGAGAUUCCAACGACCAGAACAUGUCAAGCGACACCUCAAAUCGCAUUCAUCGGAGAAGCCAUUCCAAUGUGAAGAACCAAAUUGUGGUAAAUGUUUUAAUAGAAAAGAUAACUUGAAGGCCCAUUUGAAGAAGAUUCAUGGUAAGUUGAAUGUGUGA